Chrysemys picta bellii (western painted turtle) is the source of this 1955-nucleotide messenger RNA. The record is from RefSeq and is a predicted model, not a curated record. NCBI's taxonomy places the organism in Eukaryota, Metazoa, Chordata, Testudines, Emydidae.
ACACCGGCGGCUCUGACCCCCCGUCUCCCCGCAGACCCGCACUCGCUGCGCUAUUUCUACACGGGGGUGUCGGAGCCCGGCCCGGGGCUGCCCGAGUUCAUCACAGUCGGGUCUGUGGACGAUCAGCCCAUCGAUCACUACGACAGCGAGCGGGGCAGCGCGGUGCCACGCGCGGAGUGGAUGGCGCGGAACCUGGACGCGCAGUACUGGGACCAGAACACGCAGAUCUCCCAGGGCGCGCAGGCCGUGUUCCGGGUGGACCUGAACACCCUCACCUACAACCAGAGCGCGGGAUUUCACACUCUCCAAGUGAUGUACGGCUGUGAUCUCCGGGGUGACGGCUCCAAAGGGGGUUUUUACCAGUAUGCGUAUGAUGGGCAAGACUUCGUCAGCUUCGAUAAGGACCAGGAGACCUGGGUAGCGGCAGAUGACGCAGCUCAGAUCACCAAACACAAAUGGGAUGCUGACAGGAGCAUCGCUCAGGGACUGAGAGCCUACCUGGAGGGGACCUGCAUCGAGUGGCUGGGGAAGUACCUGGAGUACGGGAAGGAGACGCUGCAGAGGAGAGAACCACCACGGGUGCACGUGAGCGACCAGCCGAGCUGGGAUGGGCUCACCACCCUCUCCUGCCGGGUCCACGGCUUCUACCCGCGGAACGUGGCCGUCGUGUGGCUGAAGAAGGGGGUGGCCGUGCCAUGGGAGACGCUCCAGUGGGGGGUGGUUCCCAGUGGGGACGGGACUUACCAGACCCGGGCCACCAUCGAGAUCGACCCCAGCAGUGAGACCGAUUAUACCUGCUGUGUGGAGCACCCCAGCCUGGCGGAGGAUCUGAGAGUGCCCUGGGGUAAGGGGGGGACUGGCCUGGGAUGGGCAGAAGAAGUUUUUGGGAGGGUUAUGAAAUGGUUUUUUUCUUAAUUACUAUUAUUAUUAAGACUUUAUUAAUAUGACUUUAUUUUGUAUCAAAUGAACAAACAGAACUUCAUGAGUAAAGUUUUAUGAAUGAAACAGCGUUCGUUCAUAAAACCAGCUAUUGCAAUAACCGGCUAAAUGGCAAUAAAGCCGCUCGUUAAGUCCCUGCAGUUCCUGCUUAUUGAGAAAGUCCACAGCUGUUCGGUGCAAUUACCGUCCGCUUGCAGUUUCAGUUCAUUUGCUGCUUGGAUCGCUGGUCCUUGCUGUUCGGGUCACUGUUUUACCAUUGUAACCCCUGCUCACUGUUUGCCUCCCAACAUUGUAAAUUGUUCAUUACGCUUGUUUUGAUCAGGCUCCAUAUUGUAACUCAAACUCCACUUUGAAAUGCUCACUCGACUUUGCAAACCCUGCUGUACCCUUAUUAACUUAGUUCAGGUGUGUGAAUGAGGGAUGCAUGGAUGAUGGAAUCAACCUCCAGCCCCAGCCUGGCCUGAUAAAGUGAAGUGCAAACACCAAGGGCUGAAGAUGCAGACAACAGCCCUGACCAAGUGAAGAGCCCACCCCAAAAAGAGAAGAACAAAGGUACAACAGAAGGAAGAUCAAAGUCAGGUCCGAGGCUGAAAGUCACGUCUGCAAUGGACGGGGGAUGAAUCACCAAACCCAGAGGCAGCGUGACACAGCAAGACCCAGAGACUCCUGUUCAAACUAAAGCCGAUAAAAAGGACGGGGGAGAUGGGAGACUUUGGGUAAUGUUCUGCUAAGAACAUGGAAGGGCAUCAGUGCACACCCGACAGAGACCCAGCUCCUCCUUGUGCCCGGCUUUCCUGGCCAGUUACCACCACGAGCUGCGAAAUCAAGCCAAGGAGUCAAGCUACGUUCAGGACUGGUAAAUAUACAGCAGCUGCAGAACAUUUUGUCUGUCUGUCUCUGUCUCUGUGUGUGUGUGUGUGUACACGUACGUAUGUACGAAUUAGCUAUUAGCUGUUGAUUAUAAAUCAAAUUGUGUUCUCAUAAUAAACGUGGCAUCUUGCCUUCUCCCCUGAAAA